This is a messenger RNA of Actinia tenebrosa (Australian red waratah sea anemone), 3117 nucleotides long. Its product is annotated as neuropeptide FF receptor 2. The record is from RefSeq and is a predicted model, not a curated record. Gene Ontology annotation, cellular component: plasma membrane. NCBI's taxonomy places the organism in Eukaryota, Metazoa, Cnidaria, Anthozoa, Actiniaria, Actiniidae. Gene Ontology annotation, molecular function: G protein-coupled receptor activity. Gene Ontology annotation, biological process: G protein-coupled receptor signaling pathway.
UAAAUAUUCGGCAAAUUUUGUUGACAUAUAAAAUCAUGGGAUAAAGGUAAUACCGGUUUUGGUGGCACCAGUAAGAAAGCAUCCGAAAGUCAAAAUAAAAACAUUUUAAAAAGAUUACAAAUGCUUUGCCGAAACCGUGUCAAGUAAAAACUUCAGUUCACGAAGCAUUGUUUAUUAUUUUCGGUACCUGUUUUUCGGAGGUGACCAGUACGUGGCCCGUUAUAUCAGUGUUACGUUUGGGAUUUGAAAUUUCAAGGCUCGGAGUACGUGGAAUGAAAGGUGUCUAAAAAGUUCAGUCUAUGGAAUAAAGUUUCCUCUAAUUUUUUUUAAUCUGAAGUACGAGGACUUAACCUUGAAGGAUAGACAUUUAAGUUGAGCCUUUACAGUACGAACAAUCUAUAUGACGUUAAUUGAAGCCAGUUUUUUGACCCUCUUAAAAUCUGUCAAAAACUGACUGUUAAAAACAACAGACCACGUUGAAGGCCAAAAACAGACGAUGAGCACCUGAGACCUGAAAGGUUUUAUGCCCAAAUUGGCUUAACGAAAAACGUGAGCUACAGUCGGAUCGUCAUUAAUUCAAUUACAACAAGUCGAGGAUCAGAGGAGAAGCGUUAGUGAUGGCUCCUGUUAACCAUAGUGCUAGCUUAGAAGAAGGAGAAGUUCCCUUGGAUGCUAAUUUUGUUCAACAGUAUGAGGAACCCCAGGUGUUGCGUAUAGUUCGUUUAACUGUGUUUGCGAUCAUAAUGCUUGGUUCUUUGGUUGGUAAUACCGUGGUCAUACGUGCAGUAGUUCGUGCAAAAGGAUUCAAGACGGUGACUUACUUUCUAAUCUGUAAUCUAGCCUUGGCAGAAAUCGUCAGUUCCUCUUGCCUACCUUUUAUGCAGGCUUAUGAUGAUCUCGCAUCUUGGCCAUUCUCCGAUGCUAUGUGCCAUUUGAUCAACCCGCUGCAACUGACCGCAGGAAUUGUUGUUACAACGUCCAUUACUGCCAUUGCCAUGAAUCGAUGCUUGUUGGUCGUCAGACCCCGUUUGCAUGGUUCUUCUAGUUGCACUGUAGGGGCCUUCUGUUUAAACCUCAUAAUAUGGGCCUCAGCGUUCGUCAUUGCAAUGCCUUCUUUUAUCUACAUGACGAAGAUUCCUUCAGCAAACAAGGAUGGGAAGUUCUGGUGCGUGACAUUGUUCCCGGGAGAUGCUAUCGAAAAUGGCUAUCCUUCGUCACGUGUGCGAACGUUGAUUACAUUGCACCUCAUACUAAACUAUGCAGUCCCAAUCACACUAACAAUUAUCUCCUACAGCGUGGUGAUCGCAAAGUUGAAAUUCCAGUCCCAAGUUGCAGUCGCACAUAUCGUCAGAUACGCCUACGAUAACACCGAAACCCAAACGGAAAGGUUUGAAAUGUCGAACGAAAGCUGUCAGCGAGAGAAGAAAGAGUCCGAAAGACGCAGCACUGAAACACCAAACGAAACUCCCGCGUUUGGGCCUAAAACGGAUCCCAAACAAGAGAACCCAGCCCCAAGGGACGAGCUGCGCGAGAAUGAGUCCGACUUACUGAGGAUGUUCUAUGCUAUAGUAGUGAUCUUCAUCGUGUGCUAUCUGCCGUACCAGACGUUCUUUAUGCUGGAAUACAUGGGCCAGCUGUCGUGGAAAAAUUGGGAAUACUUUAGUGUGACAAGAAAGUUUCUGUACCUGUUGACGUGCUGCCCUAGCGCUUUGCAUCCUAUUUGCUAUGGAAUGAUGAGUCGAUUUUAUUACAAAGCAUUCGCCAAGCUUGUGCUUUGUAAAUGAAGAAAGUCUUGAAGUUAAAAUUAGCAUUUUUAUGAUGGAAAAUAAUGUGAAGUUUAGAAUUCAAACGUUGCCGCAGCUAUGAACUUUUACCUGAAAAGGGGAUAUGGUCGUUCUGUUUGGAAGAACGUGAGCUUUUCUGGCAAAACUGCACACCUAAAAAGAACCGCUUCUAAACUGCAUUCUUAGAUUAGGUUAUACAUCUGAAACUGAUAUCAUUUAAAAUCAUUUAUACUGAAUAAGUGAUAGUAUUGAUAUUGAUAAUAUGAAGUGAAUUUCUUUUGUGUAAUUCAAUCCUCAAAGAAAUUUCGUUAUGUCGAAAUUAUAUGUAGAAAUAACCGGGGAAAUAACCAAUGAAAGUAAGCUACGGUACAAAAUAUAUAAUACUAAGGAUGUGGUAUAUAGCAUUUAAUAUCAGAUAUUGCAAAUAUUGCCGCAUGAAAUUAUUUUAUAUUUUCUCUACCAAGUUAAAUUCCAUGAAUAGUUUUAUCUUAGUUUUCAAAAUAUCAUCUGCUUGUAAAUAUUUAAAAUCAUAAGAAAAAUCAUAUGAAAAAGUUCUUGUAGAAUAUUGACGAACUUUACCUAAAGUAGUCGAUCACUCAUACGAUAAUUAGAGAAGCUGAGACUAGCUUGUUAAAACAUGAACGUGUAUAUAAAUUCAAAAUAAUUACAAUAAUAGAUAAAAAAUAUAUACAAAAACUUCGCAAUAAUAACCAUUUUACUAAAUAUAAACAAUAUUUUGUAGAAAUAGAAAUAAAACGAUUGAAGUAUCAGAAUAAGUUGGGGUGUGUAAAUAAAUCAAGAGAUUUGUUACAUGCGCUAAGACUUGACUCAAAAUAGUGAGACAAACUAAAGGAAUAGACGAGGGUGCAUUACGCACGGGUCAGCAAGUUAGUUUACAGAUUGGAGGCGUAGAAAAUUAGUGCAUGGGAAAAGGUAUAAUCAGUUGAAGGAAGAGGUGGAUGGAGGAGGAACGGGAAAGAAAACAGAAGGAGCUGGAUGUAGAAGUUGGCUCGUGUAAGUGCAGAGGAGUAGAUGAAGCAGUAUGGCAGCGAAAAAGAACGUGUUGGGUUGUAGUCACAAGAGGAGUGGGCGAUUGGUAGGAGAUGGGCAAGAUGGAAUUGAGACAAAAGCGAAAAACAACAGGGCAUUACUGUGGGACUGAGCCGAAGAGUGUGAAGGGCGAUCGAUAUUUGCGUUAUUAUGAGAGGAAAGCUAGAGCAGGGAAUUCCUCAUGCUAUACUAUAUUCUAUACUAUAGGAAUCAAUUCUUUUAUAAAAAUUUCAUUCCGGACUGAAUUGCGUCGAUCCGAGAUAUUAUUGAAUGAUUUUCCUGA